AAGUCUAGUCCUAAUCCCCUAAGUCACUGAACUUAUCAUUUUUUUGCAUUUUCUUUUUUUACCUUAUCCAGUAGAUUUGUCUAGAUCUAGAUUUCUAUAUAGAACUAGAUCUAAAUCUAGAUCUAGAAAUCUAGAUCUAAUCCAGGUCUAGAAAAGAAUCAAGCGUCCUGAUGGUCAAUCGGUAAUUAAAAUUUCGGUCAAUCAAUGGUGGAUACAGAAAAUCAAGAUGUGCAAGAAAGAUACCCAUUGCAUCGGGCUGCUAGAGAAAGUUCUUUUGAAAGCUUGAAAACUUUGCUUGAGUCUGGCAAAUUUAACAUUAAUGAAGGAACGUUUGAUCUCAUCAGACCUCUUCAUGAAGCAUGUUUGGCUGGAAGUAUAGACUGUGUUUCUUUAUUACUCAAACAUGGUGCUAAUGUAAAUUUAGGAAAUAUAGAUGGCGCCACUGCACUUUGUGAUGCAUGCUGGAUUGGUAGUGUUGAGUGUGUUCAGCUGUUAAUAGAUCAUGGGGCUGAUGUGAACCCUCCAUUUCUCUUCUCAACACCAUUGCAUGAAGCUGUGUUUCGAGAUCAUUGGGAAUGUGUUCAGCUAUUGGUUAAGAAGGGAGCUUGUAUUGAUAAAAGUGACUGCCACUAUGGAACACCACUUCAUGUUGCUGCUUGUAAAGGUCAUGUCAAAAGUGCCCAAGAGCUGUUACGUGCUGGUGCUAAUCCAAACAUUUCAAAGAUUCACCACACACCACUCCAUGAAGCUGCCAGAAAUCAGAACUUUGAGCUACUUCUGCUGCUUCUUGAACAUGGUGCCAAUGUGUAUGCACAAAAUAAUAGUGGUCUAACUGCCAGACAGCUUGUCCCAAGGGCCAUGUCUCCAUGCAAGCAACAACUGUUAGACUGGGAAAGUUUUCCAAGAUCUCUACGUCACUACUGCAGAUUAUGUAUACGUACUGCUCUUGGUCCUAAACGUCUUCUACGUGUUGACAACCUGCCGUUACCCAAGAUUGUGCUUAGAUAUUUAGAACAUUACUAGAUAACAAUUCAUAGAGAAUGGAAAUAAAAAAAAAAUAAACAUUUGGAAAGCCAA
Molecule: messenger RNA, 1077 nt
Organism: Biomphalaria glabrata
Lineage: Eukaryota; Metazoa; Mollusca; Gastropoda; Planorbidae
Product: ankyrin repeat and SOCS box protein 13-like
Exons: 6
Coding region: 205-1023 (272 amino acids)
Biological process (GO): positive regulation of protein catabolic process; protein ubiquitination; intracellular signal transduction
Molecular function (GO): protein binding
Source: RefSeq, a predicted model, not a curated record